Molecule: messenger RNA, 750 nt
Organism: Colletotrichum siamense
Lineage: Eukaryota; Fungi; Ascomycota; Sordariomycetes; Glomerellales; Glomerellaceae
Gene: fta4
Product: Inner kinetochore subunit fta4
Exons: 2
Coding region: 1-750 (249 amino acids)
Cellular component (GO): Mis6-Sim4 complex
Source: RefSeq, a predicted model, not a curated record
AUGUCGUCAACCCAAGCAGCUCCGCCAACCGUGAUAGCGCAGAAGCAAUCCUUCCUCGCUACCCAAACCCGCCUACUUUCGCAGCCUAUCCAACCGUCCCGCACAUGGCUUGCCGCCAACGACUCCUCCGAAUCACCACUAAGUGAUGCCUUGAUCGAGCACGUGGUUACUCGUCUGAACCACAACAUCGCCCAGCACUCUCGGCGCGCCUACCCUCACCAGGCCAGCCGACACGUCGCCGAGCAGAUUGACUCUCUUUACUUAUCACACCCCACAACUGUACAAGAAGAUGAGCCAUCUGACGGUCUCUCGCUCUACCUUGACCUGACCGAUGACGCUGCCGUCAAGUCACUGCCCGCAACAUGGCCAUCUGAUGGCGAUGUGACUACGUAUCCCAUGGAAGCCAGGCGCUACCACGACCAGUUUGAACGUCUUAAAUCGCUUGCACAGCAGAGGCAGCAAGUGAGAGAUCGUGUCGAGCGACUUGAGCGUAUGAAAGCUGUAUUGAUCCCUUUCCACUCGGACGGGUCCGGCGUCGGGGUGCAGGAGAAUCUUGUCACACGCGACGGCGAGGUCGAGAAAGAAAUGGAACGCAUGCGGGUUCUGCUAGCUCGUGUCGGCGGUCGUGUUAGCCUGCUACCCGACUCAACCGAGUCUGGGUCUCUUUUCAGGGAGGACGACUCUCUCGUCGUGGAGCCUGUGGUUACGGGCGAGAAACGGAAGCUUGAUGACCUUUUGGGCAGUUUUUGA